Molecule: messenger RNA, 1323 nt
Organism: Colletotrichum orchidophilum
Lineage: Eukaryota; Fungi; Ascomycota; Sordariomycetes; Glomerellales; Glomerellaceae
Product: major facilitator superfamily transporter
Exons: 3
Coding region: 1-1323 (440 amino acids)
Biological process (GO): molybdate ion transport
Cellular component (GO): membrane
Molecular function (GO): molybdate ion transmembrane transporter activity
Source: RefSeq, a predicted model, not a curated record
AUGCUGGAUAUCUAUCAAGUCAACCUCGGCGGCCUCCUGCUCGCCUGUGGCUUUCUCUUCGCCUCGGGCAGCCAAGACAAGUCUAAUGCCUCUAAAGGAGACGAGAAGAAAAAUUCUCAGCAAAAGCCAAAGCAGACAGGCUCCCAGUGGGCCUUCUACGUCGUCUACGCCCUUGUAAUGGGUUCAGAUUGGCUGCAGGGACCGUUUCUUUAUUCUCUUUACAAGAAUGAGCAUCAAAUUUCUUCAGACUUCGUGCCAACGCUCUUCACAACUGGCUUCGUAUCCGGCGCCGUAGCCGGCUACUUCAUCGGCUCAUUCGCUGACCGCCACGGCCGCAAGGCCAGCUGUCUCUUCUUCUGCGCCGCAUAUGCGCUCUCCUGCAUUCUUACCACGAUACCCAGCGUUCCGAUAUUAUUCAUUGGCCGUGUUCUCGGCGGUCUGGGAACGAGUCUGUUGUUCAGCGUCUUCGAGAGCUGGAUGGUGACCGAUUUUCAUGCCCGCAGUCUGGGUGAGAAGGGCAUGGACCUCUCGCGGACCUUCGGCCUAAUGAGUACCGUCAACAGCGUCGUCGCAAUUGUGAGCGGUGUGGUGAGCGAGUGGCUCGUCUCCGUCACUGGGACGCGCAAGUCGCCUUUCUUGGCCAGUGUCGGGCUGCUGAUCGUUGCUGCUGGUGUCAUUGCCAGCCAAUGGGAUGAAAACUAUGGCUCAACAGGUCAAAAAUCCGAGUCGGAAAAGUCCACAGCCCAAAAGCCCAGCCUUUGGUCCACAAUUACGGACAAGCGUGUUCUCACAAUCGGCCUCGCCUCAACCAUGUUCGAAGGCUCAAUGUACCUCUUUGUAGUCUUGUGGUCCCCUGUCCUCGUCUCCGCGUCGUCUUCACCAGAGUCACUUCCUUACGGCAUUAUUUUUGCCUCCUUCAUGGCCUCGACCCUCCUCGCCUCUCUCCUGUAUCCCCGCCUCCUCGCCCUCGUCUCCACGCCAUCCCGACUGCUACUAUUGGUCUUGCUCGCCGCCAACGUCGUAUUUUUUGCCCUUGGAACGGGGCCCCCUCGCGCGGAGCAAGUCACCUUUUGGCUCUUUUGCCUGUUCGAAGCCUGUGUUGGGUUGUAUUUCCCUUCGAUGGGGUAUCUCAAGGGCAAGGUCGUCGAUGACGGUGUCAGGGCGCAGGUGUACGGCGUGCUGAGAAUUCCGCUGAAUGUUUUUGUGGUUGUGAGCCUUAUGUUCAGCAGCGAUGGGCAGGCGGGUAAGGUGUUUCUCGUCUGUGGCAUGUUGCUCCAGGCGAGUUGCGGCGCGUUGUGGCUCAUGGGUGGACAAGAUGCGUAG